Messenger RNA from Ceratitis capitata (Mediterranean fruit fly), 4087 nucleotides. Its product is annotated as solute carrier family 41 member 1. Lineage: Eukaryota; Metazoa; Arthropoda; Insecta; Diptera; Tephritidae. Gene Ontology annotation, biological process: monoatomic cation transport. Gene Ontology annotation, cellular component: plasma membrane. Gene Ontology annotation, molecular function: monoatomic cation transmembrane transporter activity. The record is from RefSeq and is a predicted model, not a curated record. Bases 1 to 2070 code for a protein of 689 amino acids. The transcript has 8 exons.
AUGCCGUCGCCCAGCAAAAAACAAGCGCAGCCGCAUUUGUCACUGGUGACCCAUAGUCAUGACGAUUACCAGAAGUUAGCCGAUGCUGGCAUUAGUAACGAUGCAUUCCAAACGCCGGAAACACCACAAACGGCAACAACAAAUAUCUGCGAUAGCGUCGAACUCAUAUCCACCACACCAAAUACAAAUACAAUAGACACCAAUCAUCACACAAAUGGACACAGUGAUGAAUUAGUAUUAAGAAAUAAUACCAAAAAUGAAUUAAACUCACGUCCUUUGAGCAACAACCACAACCACAACAAUAAUAGCAAUAACAAUAACAAUAAUAAAAAUCCAAAUCAAAAUGACAACACAACACCUUAUUACACCAGUAACAAUGGCGUACCACAAGGACACUAUCGUUAUACAUUGCCAUUAUCCUUGACAACGACAUUGCCACAACCCUUGCCACCAUCAAUAUCACAACAAAAGCAACAAAUGCAAAAAGAUCAGCCGGAUGAUAAAUAUAGAUUAUAUACAAUAUAUGGAAAUGACACCGACAAUGACAAGUUGUCCGGUCUCCCACAAUCAACGACUGGUUCACUAAGCUCAAUCAUCACGACGUCCAUAGCAUCCUCAGAACCAGAUCCUGGCACGGUUGGCGGUGGUCGUAGUAGUGGUGGCGGUGGCGGCGGCAGCGGCGGUGGUGGUGGUGGCGGCGGUAGUAGCCUUGGCGCUUUAGAUGCGAGCAGUAUUGCCGGUGUGCCUGGUAGCAGUGAUGAGAAGUUGGCAUUAAAUCGACCGGGUAUUAAGCAGGAGAAAUGGUCUUCAAUAUUGUUGCAAGUGUCGAUACCGUUCUUUUUGGCUGGUGUUGGCACAAUCGGUGCGGGAAUCGUACUCGGACGUGUAGAGAAAUGGCGUGUCUUCAAAGAGAUCACCGAACUAUUCAUACUCGUGCCAUCACUACUCGGCCUCAAGGGCAAUCUCGACAUGUGCCUCGCAUCACGUCUCUCCACGCAAGUGAAUCUGGGCAAUAUGACAUCACGAAAGGAAGUCGUACGCAUGAUUGUCGGCAAUAUAGCGCUGGUCCAGGUGCAGGCGACGGUCGCUUCGUUUUUGGUCGCCAUGUUUGCCAUUGCUGUUGGCGCGAUAAUGGAUGGAACGUUCCAUUUUGAGCACGUCAUGCUGCUCUCGGCGUCUGCUAUGUUUACGGCGACCUCAUCGUGUUUUGUUUUAGAUUUUGUAUUAGUGGCUGUGAUAUUAUUGUCUGAGAAAUUUCAUUUGAAUCCUGAUAAUUUGGCAACACCGUUAGCGGCAUCUAUCGGCGAUGUCGUAUCAAUAAGUAUACUGUCCUUUAUUGCUUCAAUAUUAUUCGAUCACAUAAAAACCCACUUAUGGAUCACAUUCGUUAUAGUCGCUUGUUAUUUAAUACUUUUGCCUAUGUGGGUUGCUAUUGUGCUCAAAAAUAAAUAUACUCGUCCGGUAUUGAAGAGUGGCUGGGUGCCUGUAUUAUCAGCGCUGUGUAUUAGUGGACUUGGCGGUCUUGUACUCGAUGCCUCUGUGGAGAUCUUCAGCGGAUUUGUUGUUUUUCAACCAAUUAUUAACGGUAUUGGUGGCAAUUUGGUAUCGGUACAAGCGAGUAAAAUCUCAACAAUGCUCCAUCAGAGUUCAAUUAUUGGUAUUAUACCACCGCAUACGAAAAUUUUCGAAUGGCCCUGGAAAGCGCUGUUCAAAGGAGUUCCAUACGCUAAAACGGCGCGUAUACUGCUCGGCAUGUCGAUUCCCGGCAAUAUUGUGUUCGUGUUAGUUGCCGAUUAUAUACAUAUGUCGAAAUCGACAGUUACUAUUGCCUUUGUCCUAUCCUUCCUAAUGGCGAGUUUGAUUCAGGUUAUGUUACUCUUGUACAUUGCACACGUUAUUGUGCAUGCAAUGUGGAAAUGGAAAAUCGAUCCCGAUAACUCAUCGAUACCAUAUCUAACUGCGCUGGGCGAUUUGCUGGGCUCCAGUUUACUAGCGGUGGCCUUCUUCUUUCUACUUUCGAUCAAUCAAGAAUACGGAUCCGAACUGAAUGAACUCAACGCUUCGAACUGAAAAGAGAAUUGUUGAAAAAUAAAUAAAUAUUUGAAAAGCGCAAGUAAAUAAAUGUGCAAUUGUGCUGGAAAAUCUUGUUGUGCUCUAACAAGCACAGGGUGGUCCGCAAGAUUUUAGCAAACGAAAAAAAUACUUAAAUUCAAAGGCUUUAAAGUGUUAAAACAAACAACAAAAAAAAGUAACGAGAAAAAAGUGUGCGAGUAUGUAAGUGUGUGUGUAUAUAAAUGAAAGUCGGUUUGUGUUGAGCCAGCAACAAAAAUACACGAUAGCACGCACGCCUACCAACCUUCAGUACGUACCUUAAGAACAUUAAUUUAUUUUUUUAAGCCAUGCCAUAUUCGAGUAUAAUAAAAUAUAUUACAUUAUACAUAUAAAUAAAGAAAUAAAAAAAAUAAAUAAAAAUAAUAAUUUAAAAUAUAUGGAAACAUUUAAGGAAAACUAUUAUUUUCUUUUUUAUGUAUUUGUAAAAAGUUAUAACUUUCUAUGUAAAAAGAAAAGAACGAAAUGCGAAAGUUUUGGUCAGAAAUGGAUUAAAAAUCAUAAUAACAAAUUUGAAAGCUAUACAAAUUUAAAAAAAAGUUGUUUGUGCGUGUACAUUUGUAAUAACGGUAAUACAAAAUAUGUAGUUAAGCAAACGGUUUACAAGAGGAAAUCAAACGAAUACGAUAAUAAUUGCAAGACAAGUACAUAUGUUAUGCAUAUAAUACAUAUUUACAAAUAUGUUUGUGUGUACAUAUGUUAAUUGAAUUGUUUACGAACUCGUGUUACUGUAAAAAAUAAAAUAAAUAAACUAUUAAUUAUGUAUACUGAAAUUUGCUGGUAUUCAAAAAUAAGGCCUAAAAAACAUACAAAGCAUGUAUGUAUGUAUAUUUUAAAUAAAUUAUGAAAAGACUUGCAUACACAUAGUAUUAUACGUAAUAAAGUAACAACUGCAUACAUGCAUAUAUAAUUAUGUAUAUGUAUGUAUGUAGGCAUGUUACAAAUGCAAUUAGAAACACGUUUUCUCCCCAGUAACAAACCGAUAAAAUACAAUAAUAUUGUUAAUGAUUAAAUGCGUAAUAAAUUAAUUAGCACACACACCAAAAUCAAAGCAAAAAAGAUAAAAAUUAAAAGCAAAAAUAAAGGAAAAAAUUAAAAAAAAAUUAAUAAAAUAUAAAAUAUAUAUAUAAAGAAAAAAUUUAAAAACAAAAUAAAGCAUAGUUCAAUAAUAGCAAGCGUAUUAAGAUAUGAGUGCAGCAUUGCAACUUGAUAUAUUUUUUUAACAAUUUUUUCCAUAAAUUAAUUUCCAAUUAAAUUUUUUGUUUCACUGAGUAUAUUAUAAAAUAGUUAUAAAUGUAUUUAAAUUGAAUUAAAUAACAAUUAAUAGAAAGAAUAAAUAAAUGAUAAAUAUUAAAAAAAAAUAAAUAAGAGUAAAAGAAAAAAUUAAAAAUAAUAAUAAUAAAACAAGCUAACGCAAUAUAAUAUGCAUAAAAAUUCAUAAAAAAUUAAACAAAAUAAUAAAUUCAAUUAAAUUAAAUAAUAAACUAAAUUGAAUUAAUUUAUAAAUAAUUUAUAUGUAGUAAAUUACACUUUGUUGCAAUGCAAAGCUAUUAAAAAAAUAAUGAAGAGAGCAAAAUUAGAAAUAGCAUCAACUCAAUUAUUAAAUAUAAAAAUAAAACUUGUAACCAAUUGUAGAAAAAAAUGCUUUAAAUUGAAUUGAACUGAUUUUAGAGCAUCCCCAGCAGCUGCGUUUGUGUUUUGCUCCACAGCUCAAUUAUGUAUUCUACGAGUAUUUGUCAUAUAUAUAUAUUUUUUUUUAGUCCACAAUGCCCUGAACCACCGUUUAUAAAGAUGUAUUGUACAUUGAUAUACAUAUGUACAUAUAGUAUGUAGGUAUGCUUGCUGUACCACUUUCACUCUAACAUUGCUAAAUAUAUAUAUAUAUAUAUAUAUACAUAUGUGCGAGUAUAUGCUUUGUUCAAUUAUGUAACUUAAUACGCUACUGUUAACUUAAAAAACAUAAGCUUAAAAAAUUAAA